UCCGGUGGGGAGGGGCUGGUUGACAAGUAGGAAGUUGCAAUAGCAUCCAGCUUCAAGGCCUCAGCAUAUCCGAAGCGAGCAAUUAGCUUAGCCAACGCUAGCCCUCGAAUUGGGUAGAGUCGCUUGAGGUGAACACAGAAAACAGGAACAAGCACGCAGCUGUAAUUCUUAUUGCAGUUUUUAAUAAUCUUUUACAGAGGACCUACUACGUAGCUAAACCAUUUAAACAGACAAAACUUUAAUGUAUGAAUUACUUUGCUUUUUAAACGGGCGUGUAAGUGCUAACGUUAGAUAGAGCUGUCUGUCACCACCCAACGUUUCGCAACAUUCUCAACAAUUAUCAAGGUCGUCUGUUAAAAGUGAUACAUUGUAUUGACACCUGCAUUAAUAUAUUACUUUAACUGCAUUUUUAUGAUGCAAUGUUGCGGUGUCUUGUAGUAAGGAGUGGGCCUAUUGCCACAGGCAGAGCAUGAGCCUCUACCGGUGUAGCCAACACCACAAGUAGCCUGCUUGCUACAAAAAUUGGAAGCCAGAAAAGGCAUCAACAUAACUCAGAAUAUGGCAUCAGAAGAGAGCUCACUACGUGCUCUGGAGAGUCUCAUGACUGAGUUCUUUCACAGCUGUACAACCAAUGAGCGCAAGAGAGAGAUUGAGGAGCUGCUGAAUAACUUUGCUCAGCAGAUGGGAGCAUGGCGCCACUGCUUGUACUUCCUCUCCAACACUCAGAACGAGUAUGUGAUGAUGUACAGCCUCACAGUAUUUGAGAAUCUUGUCAAUAAGAUGUGGCUGGGAGUAGCCUCUCAGGACAAGAUGGAGAUCCGCUGCUGCCUGCCUAAGCUGAUGCUGGCACAGCAUAAAGCAAUGCCCUUUUUCAUACGCAACAAACUCUGCAAAGUCAUCGUUGACAUUGGUCGCCAGGACUGGCCCAUGUUCUACCAUGAUUUUUUCACCAAUACCCUGCAGUUGAUCCAGUCUCCUGCAAUGGCACCCCUUGGUCUGGUUUUGCUCAAGACCACGUCUGAGGAGCUGGCAAGCCCACGGGAGGAUUUGAGCGUGGCGAGGAAAGAUGAGCUGCGCAAACUUCUGCUGGAGCAGAUUCCCACAGUGCUGGGACUAUUGACAGGCAUCCUGGAGACAGUCUGGGAUAAGCACAGUGUUACGGCCGCCACCCCCCCUCCCUCCCCAACCUCAGGAGAAAGAGCAGAGUUGCUGGGGAGUCUUCUGCAGGGCACCCAGUACUCCAAGCUGCUAUCCCAGCCCAUGCCAGCACUGGAUGGUGACAGUGAACACUUAUGCUCUCUAGCCCUGGAGUGUCUUGCACAUCUUUUCAGCUGGAUCCCCCUUUCCACCAACAUCACCCCUUCCCUUCUCGCCUCCAUCUUCCACUUUGCCCGUUUUGGCUGUGACCUGCGGGUCAAGCCCAAGACCACCCCCUCCAUCUACUCCUCGUCCAACGGCGAGCACACCCCCCCUGCCAACGGUGGAGAACGACCUGGGCAUCAGAACGGCAGCAGUGGACAAUUGGACAGGUCUCGGCUGGGAGUUCUGGCUAUGACCUGUGUCAACGAGCUGGUAUCAAAGAACUGUGUGCCGCUUGAGUUUGAGGAGUACCUGCUCAGAAUGUUCCAGCAGACCUUCUUCCUGUUACAGAGGUUAACGAGAGAAAACAACGCGCACACAGUCAAGGGUCGGCUGCAGGACCUGGAUGAGAGUUAUGUUGAGAAGUUCACAGACUUUCUUCGCCUGUUUGUCAGCGUGCACCUUCGGCGGAUCGAGUCCAACGAUCAGUUUCCAGUGGUGGAGUUUUUAGCCCUGCUUUUCAAGUAUACCUUCAAUCAGCCCACUCAUGAAGGGUAUUUUGCCUGUUUGGACAUCUGGAGUAUAUUCUUGGAUUAUUUAACCACUAAAAUCAAAAGUAGGCUGGCGGACCGAGACAGUGUGCUUAACAGAUAUAAAGAUGCUUUAGUGCUGCUCUUAACUGAGGUUCUCAACCGAAUCCAGUUCCGAUAUAACCAGUCCCAAUUGGAAGAGCUGGAUGACGAGACACUGGAUGAUGAUCAACAGACAGAAUGGCAGCGGUACUUGCGGCAGAGUCUAGAGGUAGUUGCCAAGGUGAUGGAACUGCUACCCUCCCAUGCUUUCUCCACGCUGUUCCCGGUACUUCAAGAAGAUUUAGAUGUGUACCUAGGUUUGCAGCAGUUCAUCGUCACUUCAAGAACAUGCCGGAGACUAAACAUCACAGCGGAAAACGAUUGCCGGAGGCUGCACUGCGCUCUCAGGGACCUCAGCUCCCUACUCCAAGCUGUCGGAAGGCUAGCUGAAUAUUUUAUUGGAGAUGUCUUUGCAGCACGCUUCAACGACGCACUAGCAGUGGUGGAGAGGUUGGUGGAUGUCACAUGCUACGGUUCUCAGAUCAGUCUGUAUGACCUGGAGACGGCCGUGCCCUCAGUGCUCAAGCCUGACCUUAUAGACGUUCAUGCCCAGUCCUUGGCAGCAUUGCAAGCCUACUCCCACUGGCUGGCCCAAUUCUACAGCGAGGUUCAGAGGCAGAACCAGAGCCGCUUUAUCAGCCUAGUCACAUCCACCAUGGACGCCACUGCACCACUAAUCACCGCCAAGAUACCUGAAAAGUUGCUUCUGUCUGCAUGCCAUCUCAUGGUGUCCAUGGCGACCACCGUGCGGCCGGUUUUCCUGGUCACGUUACCGGCAGUGCGAAAUGUCUUCAAUUUUAUCAUCGAGAACCAGACUCGCCGGCUCCCACAAGAGGCCCACAUGCUAGUGUGCCGAGCUCUAUCCAACAUGCUACUGCUGCCAUGGCCUAACCUGCCCGAAAGUGAGCAGCAGUGGCAAACCCGCUCCAGUAGCCACGCCAGCCUGUUGGCUGCCCUAACACGCCACUACUGCCUGCUAAGGAGUCCUGCCAACCAGCCGCCACGCCGCCUCGGCCUGGAUGACACAAAAGCAAUGCUGCACCAAACACUGCCUGUGCUAAGGGACAUAGUGGACAGCAUCUCUGCAGAAUCUACUAAAUCCCGACAGAUAUGCUACCAGAGUCUUCAGGAGUCUGUGCAAGUGUCCUUGGGUCUCUUUCCUGUCUUCAUCCAUCAGCCAGAUGUGACGGACGAGAUGUUAAGUUUCUUCCUUACGCUGUUUCAAGGCCUGCGUGUUCAGAUGGGCGUUCCUUUUACAGGACAAAUCAUACACACCUUCCUCAGCAUGUUCACCAGGGAGCAACUGGCAGCCAGUAUUUUGCAGGAGGGCAGCGCGGGCUGCCGAGUGGUGGAGAAGUUCCUUAAGAUUCUCCAGGUGGUGGUUCAGGAGCCCGGCCAGGCAUUCAAACCCUUCCUACCCAGCAUUCUCUCUCUCUGCAUGGAGCAGGUGUACCCUAUAUUGGCUGAGCGUUCCUCCCCAGACGUCAAGGCUGAGAUGUUUGAGCUCCUCUACCAGGUGCUUCACCACAACUGGAGGUAUUUCUUCAAAACCUCUGUCCUGGCUAGUGUGCAGAGGGGAUCAGCUGAGGAUGCCAUGGAGAAUGAGGCCCAGUUCAGUGCUGCCAUGCAGGCAUUUGGACAGUCUUUCCUGCAGCCAGACAUUCACAUCUUCAAGCAGAACCUUAGUUACCUGGAGUCCCUCAACAGCAAGCACAAGCUCUACCACAGAAAGCUCUUCCGGACCUCCAUGCUGUUUCACUUCAUCAACGUGCUCCUGCAGGUUCUCCUCCACAAAAGCCACGACCUGCUCCAAGAGGAGAUUGCCCUAGCUGUCUACAACAUGGCCUCAGUGGAUUUUGAUGCCUUUUACUCUGCCUUCAUGCCUGAGUUCCUCAAUGGCUGUCAUGGCGUGGACUCCAACCAGAGGACGGUGCUUUGCCGCAACUUCAAAUUGGAGCGGGACUUGCCGUCUUUCACUCAGAGUGUCCACAGACUGGUAAACGACCUGCGCUAUUACAGAUUGUGUAACAGCAGCCUUCCCACUGGCACCGUCAAGCUAUAGCAUAUUGCUCAUGGACCCACUCCACUCAGCUCAGAUCUACAACAUGGGUGUCCAAGACAGUGAUGCCUGCCCCCCCUUCUAGCUACCCCCUUCUGAGUCACCACCUCUAUUGAACCUUUCCAGGGGGAUAGGAACUCCACAUGGUCUGGCCUGUUCUUUUGCUUGGGAGGCGUGUUCGGUUGGAGAUUCUCAGAGAAAAGAACCAGCAGGUGGUCGCGUUCCAGGAGUUUAAUUUCUGCUGUAGAGGGUUGACGUUUUGAGUUUUUAGCAGUGCCCUCUUUUACUUGUCUGUUGCCAUUCAGGAUGACAAGGCCAAAUUGAUGGGCGGCUAGAUCAGUGUGACCUGGUCUUGUCUAGAAAACAAUUUAAAUCCAGACAGAAGCGGUCUGAGCCAGGCCUUCCGACCCAGGCCUCUGUGACAGGGUCAGGCUGGGACACAGCACUUUCCAACUCGAUUAAGAGUUUUUAAAAGCUAACGUCCGCUUUUAUUGAUUUUGCCUUCUGUUUUUCAUCUCCAAAGGAGAAAGACUUUCAACCUAAUUUCUUUCAUAUCAUUCCAUUCUGAAACAGAAGAAACUAUGCUUGAUUAAUAAAGAUUUUUUAAAUACAAAA
Messenger RNA from Esox lucius (northern pike), 4605 nucleotides. It is a transcript of the gene xpo6, whose product is annotated as exportin 6. Gene Ontology annotation, biological process: protein export from nucleus. The transcript has 24 exons. Lineage: Eukaryota; Metazoa; Chordata; Actinopteri; Esociformes; Esocidae. The record is from RefSeq and is a predicted model, not a curated record. Bases 559 to 3993 code for a protein of 1144 amino acids. Gene Ontology annotation, molecular function: small GTPase binding; nuclear export signal receptor activity.